Clunio marinus is the source of this 1177-nucleotide messenger RNA. The record is from the annotation of a GenBank genome assembly. NCBI's taxonomy places the organism in Eukaryota, Metazoa, Arthropoda, Insecta, Diptera, Chironomidae.
AAUUCAACAUGGAAGGAACUUACGAAUAUGAGUUAGAGAGAGCUGAACUUCUAGGUGUUGAGCCAAUAAGCAGAGAAGCAUGGGAACAGCAGAAUAAGGCAAGACUUGAAGCUCAACAGGAACAAGAACAAUCAGAACUUGCACAAGCAGUCGAAGGAGAAGAUGAAAAAAUAAAAGGAACGCAUGGAAAAAUGGAUGAGUUGAAUAAUGUUUUAUCAGCAACUCAAAUGAAAAUCAACAAAUUUAAGACCGUGUGCGGUAGCUUCACAAGUCUUUUGAAGAUAAGAAGUGGAAGUCCUGCUCCUUCCGAAGAUCGUGGCUCUACAUCCAAUGGUCAAGCUCCGACAAGCAAUAUCAACGAUGCCAUUGAAACUCUUGAUCAAAUGAAAGAAGUUGAAGGACAAUCUGAUAUUCAGUUUGCUAAGAAGCAAUCUCAAGAUAUCAAUCAGAAAGUUUCUAAAAAUCUUGAUGCACUUGAUCGUUUGAUAUCAAAAGCUGAAAAUGCUGAAUUGUCUCUCCAACAUCAAAACAAACAAAUGAAAGGAUUUUUAAACAAAUAAUUCCAAAAAAGCUUCUUCACAUUAUAUUUGAUUGUCUUGUUAAUCUGUUCAUUUUGCGACACAAUUUCAACAUCCACCAAAAACGUUUCCGAAUAAACACGACGAGAAAAGCUGUGAUUUUUUAAAAUGCAAUACUGUUUAUGUAAAAUAUGUGUGAUUAUGUUUAUGAACUUCAAACUGCUGCUGAGCUUCCACCCACAAUGCACACUUGUUGCUUUUACAAACAAAAAAUCUUUCAAACACUCAAAUACGAGAAAUCUCAAUUUCUGAUGUUGAGAAAAGAUUGUUGUGAAAAUAAUAAAUAUAAUAAUUUCAAUUAACAUUAUAAUGAAAAUCUAAUAGUUUUUAGAUUUUCAGAAGCUUUUUCAUCUUAACAUAAGAAACUUUUCCUUCCCUUAAAGUAGUUUGCAGUUGCUUUGAAUAUUUAUUACUUAUAUAUCUAGGCUAGAUAUCUACUUAGCUUUUACAAACAUCAAAAAUAAAAAAUCUCAGCAUAAAAUGCAUAUUGUGAAGUUAAUGUUGUGAAUUAAUUUAUGAUAAUGUUGGAUAUCAAAAUUAACAUGUAUGAAUAAAUAAAUAAUGAAACUUUAUUCAGACAAUUUUCAAUCUUAUGAAAC